AUGGGCAGACUGCGUGGGCUGCAAGCGCUGCGAGACGGCUUGCCCUACGGACUUCCUGAGCAUCCGCCCGAAGCCAAGCGCUUCGUGUUGAUCCGAAGCGUGUACCUGCAGGAGAACGAGGAGACCCAGUACAGCUUGGGCUUGGACCUGGCGGCCGGGCACUUGGCCGUGCUGCACAACAUCAGCGACGUCCCGCUGCCAUUUGGGCGGGUUCAAAAAGGCAACUCGGCCUUCUACGAGGUCGGAGGCGCAGGGGCAUUUGAGCCAAUGGAGCUGGGCAGCGACGAUGCCGUCGUCGCCAUCAGCUUCGAUGAGAACUCAACCGGCAAGACGUUUGCGGAUACCAAGGUCCGUUAUACGUGGCAGCUGUCCAUCGAUGGCAAGGUGCACACGAUUGAGUUCACCAACACCAAGACCUCGGGGAAGAAGCGGAUCUUUGUGGACGGGCGCAUGCUCCACGAGAUGACGGUCUUUCGGUCGCUCAACUUUCAGUACAGCUGGCCCAUUGGCAGCCAUCUCUUGUCCAUCGUGCCAAUCAAGGCAGAAGCCAACGAGAGCAUCCUGGACAAAGUCAUGGAUCGCAUGGCCAACUCUGUCGAUUGCCAAUUCGAGCUGCGCAUCAACGGGCUGCCCUUCCGGUCCUUCCGCCAGCGCAGCGCAGUACCCGUGCGAGUGGUGCGGCCAGCAGUGCCACAGGCGCUUGCGUUGCGGCCGGAGGCAGACCCAGAGUACCUAGAGAUGCGCCGGAAGGUCGAGGAGCUGCAGCGAAACCGCGAGCGGGCGCAGGCAAGACCGAAGCCCGCCACCAAGGAGCGGCCAGUCGCGUCGCCAUGGAAGGCUCAGGAGCGGUCAGAAGGCCCCAGCGUUGCGAGCACAGCCGUGGCCGACCCAUGGAAGAGCGGCGAUAGCCCAUCACGGCGCCCUGCGUGGGAGCCCGAAGGCGAGGCGGUUGGCUUUACCACGGGCGCUGGGAAGUACAGCAGUUUUGCAAACCCCUCGGGGGACAGCAGUGAGGAGGAAACCGCGGAUGCCUUCACCAGCUACGGCACAAAUGCGCCCGCUGCCUCUUGGCCAGAGCCCAGCCCCUCCUGGCCAGGAGCGAGUGCCAGUCCUUGGUCCACCUCCAAGGAUCCCUGGGCGCAGGCCGGCGGCUUCCCACAGGCGCCUGCCAGGCGACCACGCCAGCCGGUGCCCAGCUACGCCAUCCCCUGGAGCCCAGUGCAGAGCCCCCCAGCGGAUGCGCUACCGAAGGCGCAAGCGCCCACUCCAACCUCACAGGUGACUGCGCCAGAGGCUGAGUUGCCGAUCUCGAGAGAGCCCAUCCCUCGAGCUCAAAGCAGCCUGAGGAGGACUUCCAGGGGCCUGGCCAACCGACAGGCGCUGCUGCAGUCGAUGGGCCUUUGCCAGCAGCCUGCAAAGGUUCAGGCAGCAUCUCCAGCCUUUGCGAGCGAGGUGAGCGGCUACCAGUGGCCCGAGGCUGUGAUGGACGCUUCCGCGCAUGGCGCCUGGUCAUCGUGUUUGCCCAAGCCCCAGCGCUCACAGAAGACCUUGGCCAUGCAGAAGGCUUUGCUGGGAUCCAUGGGCCUCGCGCCAGGCGAAAAACACGUGGCCGAGGUGAACUCCACACCAGCCUGGCCGAUGUGGGAGGACUCGCAGGCCAUGGCUCGGGCCCCCAGCGAGGACACAUCUCCGUCCUCCUCUUCCCCUGGGCCGAUUCGGGGCAGACUCCUGUCCGGCGGGUCUCAGGGCAGCUCUCCAGUGGUUCAGGGCACCGUUGUGGCACACGGGGAGGCUGACCGGUUCAUGCCGCCAACCUUGACCUGGCCGGCAAAAGAGGAAUCUGCGGCCCCGAGCGCAGCAAUCCAGUGGUCCAGCAUUCAGGACGGCGCUUUUCCUCAAGAAGCUUCCAGACAAGCAGGAUGGCCUGACCAGGACAGCCAUCCGAGCGAAGCCUCCAGAGCCUGGCCAGACUCGAAGGAGAGCCAAUUGCCCAUUGCUGCCAGACCAGCGGCGCAGUGGCCGGGCGCGCAGGAGCGCCAUUCGCCCAGCGAAGCCUCGAGACCAGCGGCGCAGUGGCCAGAUGCGCAGGAGCGCUACUCGCCCAGCGAAGCCUCGAGACCAGCAGCGCAGUGGCCGGACCCGCAGGAGCGGCGCCAUUCGCCCAGCGAAGCCUCGAGACCAGCAGCGCAGUGGCCGGACAAGCAGGAGCACUAUUCGCCCAGCGAAGCCUCGAGACCAGCAGCGCAGUGGCCGGACCCGCAGGAGCGCCAAACUCCCAGCGAAGCCUCGAGACCAUCGCAGCAGCUGCCAGACGCGCAGGAGCGCUACUCGCGCAGCGAAACCUCGAGACCAGCAGCGCAGUGGCCGGAGCCGCAGGAUCGCAAUUCGCCCAGCGAAGCCUCAAGACCAGCAGCGCAGUGGCCAGACGCGCAGGAGCGCAAAUCGCCCAGCGAAGCCUCGAGACCAGCAGCGCAGUGGCCAGAAGAGCAGGCGCGCUACUCGCCCAGCGAAGCCGCGAGGCCAGCAGCACAGUGGCCCGACCAGGAGCGCUAUUCGCCCAGCGAAGCCUCCAGACCAGCAGCGCAGUGGCCGGACCCGCAGGAGCGCUCGCCCAGAGCCUCGAGGCCAGCAGCACAGCCGGAGCAGGAGCGCCAAGCGCUCAGCGAAGCCUCGAGACCGGCAGCUCAGUGGCCGGACACGCAGGAACCAUUGCCCACGGCUUCGAGACCGGCGUGGCCGGAGGAGACCCAAUCGCCCAGCGAAGCCUCAAAACCCGCAGCGCAGUGGCCGGGCUUGCAGGAGCUGCAGUCGAGCGAAGCCUCCAGAUCAGCUGUGCGGUGGCCGGACGCGCAGGGCCAGGAGCGCCAGUCGCGCGUCGAUUCCUCGAGCUUGCAGUGGCCCGGCACGCAGGAAAGCACUUCAAGCGGCGCACUGACACCUGGGAUGCAACGGCCGGACACUCAGGAGCGCCAGUCAAGCGAAGCCGCAAGACCCACAGCGCAAUGGCCGGGGUCGCCUGGCUCGCAGGAGCUGCCGUCACCCAGCGAAGCAUCCAGACCAGCUGAGCAGUGGCCAGACACGCAGGAGCACCAAGCGCCCAGCGAUGCCUCAAGACUGCAGUGGCCGGGCGUGCAGGAGCGCCAGUCAAGCGAAGCCCCAAGACCCACGGCGCAAUGGCCGGGGUCGCCGGGCUCGCAGGAGCUGCCGUCACCCAGUGAAGCAUCCAGACCAGCUGAGCAGUGGCCAGACACGCAGGAGCGCCAAUCGCCCAGCGAUGCCUCAAGACUGCAGUGGCCGGGCGCGCAGGAAAGCACUUCACCUGUGAUGCAGUCGGACAUGCAGGAGCGCCAGUCAAGCGAAGCCCCAAGACCCACGGCGCAAUGGCCGGGGUCGCCGGGCUCGCAGGAGCUGCCGUCACCCAGCGAAGCAUCCAGACCAGCUGAGCAGUGGCCAGACACGCAGGAGCGCCAAUCGCCCAGCGAUGCCUCAAGACUGCAGUGGCCGGGCGCGCAGGAAAGCACUUCACCUGGGAUGCAGUCGGACAUGCAGGAGCGCCAGUCAAGCGAAGCCCCAAGACCCACGGCGCAAUGGCCGGGGUCGCCGGGCUCGCAGGAGCUGCCGUCACCCAGCGAAGCAUCCAGACCAGCUGAGCAGUGGCCAGACACGCAGGAGCGCCAAUCGCCCAGCGAUGCCUCAAGACUGCAGUGGCCGGGCGCGCAGGAAAGCACUUCACCUGGGAUGCAGUCGGACAUGCAGGAGCGCCAGUCAAGCGAAGCCCCAAGACCCACGGCGCAAUGGCAGGAGCUGCCGUCACCCAGCGAAGCAUCCAGACCAGCUGAGCAGUGGCCAGACACGCAGGAGCGCCAAUCGCCCAGCGAUGCCUCAAGACUGCAGUGGCCGGGCGCGCAGGAAAGCACUUCACCUGGGAUGCAGUCGGACAUGCAGGAGCGCCAGUCAAGCGAAGCCCCAAGACCCACGGCGCAAUGGCAGGAGCUGCCGUCACCCAGCGAAGCAUCCAGACCAGCUGAGCAGUGGCCAGACACGCAGGAGCACCAAGCGCCCAGCGAUGCCUCAAGACUGCAGUGGCCGGGCGUGCAGGACAGCACUUCACCUGGGAUGCAGUGGUCGGACAUGCAGGAGCGCCAGUCAAGCGAAGCCCCAAGACCCACGGCGCACUGGCCGGGGUCGCUGGGCUCGCAGGAGCUGCCGUCACCCAGCGAAGCAUCCAGACCAGCUGAGCAGUGGCCAGACACGCAGGAGCACCAAGCGCCCAGCGAUGCCUCAAGACUGCAGUGGCCGGGCGUGCAGGGAAGCACUUCACCUGGGAUGCAGUGGUCGGACAUGCAGGAGCACCAGUCAAGCGAAGCCCCAAGACCCACGGCGCAAUGGCCGGGGUCGCCGGGCUCGCAGGAGCUGCCGGCACCCAGCGAAGCAUCCAGACCAGCUGAGCAGUGGCCAGACACGCAGGAGCGCCAGUCGCCCAGCGAUGCCUCAAAACUGCAGUGGCCCAGCACACAGGAGCUCCCUUCGCCAAGUGGCGAAACCUCGGGACCACCGGCGCAGUGGCAAUGGCCCGACACACAGGGCGACCGCGAAUCUCAGAAGUGGCCAGGCUCGCAGGAUGGACCUGCGCAAAGUGAAGCCUUGGGGCAAGCGGUGCAGAUGCCAAACUCGCAGGCAGCGGACACCGGGACACAGGACAGCCCUGCGAAACCCGAAGCGGCGCAACCCAAGGCGCUGAAUGCGAGGGUUCUGCGAGCAUUUCCGGACGUCAAGGUGGACCGUGGAGCGUCUCCCAAUGGCGCGACAUCCGAGAGCCCCGGAAGGAGUCAGGAGGCCCCGCCAUCUUCCAACCAGCUGCAAUCCGAAGUAGAGAGCCACAAAGCGGAGGAGCCCAAAGCGGCUGAGGAGCCGCCUCUUCCGGCGUCCAAAGAGGCGCUGGAGGUUGAGCCGGCGCAGCUGGAGGCUUGGACAAGUGCACCCAGUCUUCAAGCGACAGCCACCUUCCAGCCGCCUCAAUCGAAGGCAGAUCCCGAGGAGCUGCCCCCUUGGUGGCCCAAGGGCUGA
Effrenium voratum is the source of this 5067-nucleotide messenger RNA. The record is from the annotation of a GenBank genome assembly. NCBI's taxonomy places the organism in Eukaryota, Dinophyceae, Suessiales, Symbiodiniaceae.